Messenger RNA from Caenorhabditis briggsae, 1188 nucleotides. The transcript is spliced from 8 exons. The record is from RefSeq and is a predicted model, not a curated record. Bases 1 to 1188 code for a protein of 395 amino acids. NCBI's taxonomy places the organism in Eukaryota, Metazoa, Nematoda, Chromadorea, Rhabditida, Rhabditidae.
AUGAAUAGUUUUUACAUCCGAGAAUAUAUUGAAAUAGACGAGAACAAUGCUGAUUGGACGAAAAUCGACUACAAACUUAGGCAUGGAGCGCGAAUGAUUGUUAUAUGUGUCGACUUUUAUGAUAUCUAUAGUACACUCUAUAACUUGGCAGUCCGUAAUUUAUCCGGAUUUCGUUUCAUUAUUGUGAUUAUUUUGAAUAAACCACCCGAUGAAGUACUGAACCAACCAAAUGUCAGGAAUCUUCUCUAUGGAGCCAACACUUUUAUAAUUUCUCCACGCCAAGAGCAGUUUUCUGAUGCAUUCAGUAGUAUGCAGCGUGUGGUUCCCACACUGUCGGAUGAACAGUUCACACAAUUCCUUCGAAUCUAUCAAGCAUGUUACGCCUAUUGCGUGGGCUCGAUGUAUGGUGUUGAGACUCAGACUAACAACUACCACGUCGCCAUGAGCGGAAAGAUUGUAUCUAGUAAGUGGGAUGCUCUAGAUAUUACUUCCAAGCCUUCACAUUCAUUGAAAUGUUUCGAAAAAAUUAUUGAACUAAUACCAUUGGCGAUUUUUCUAGCUAAAUACGGAGCAUUUACAUUUGACAAAAGUGGCUCUGUACUAACCGACUAUGUGGUCUAUACAGUCAACCCAGCUGAAAUGACCUUCGAUGCCGUUCUGACGCUGAAGUCAACACCGAAGGACUGCGAUACAUACAACUGCUUUAGCUUGGCAGAAACGAAAACGCCUGACUUGCUUUGGAGUCUAAGAGAUAUGGAUCCGCCUGACGAAUGUGUAGCGCGAAAUGCAUGCUCGAAUUACAUUCCGUCCUGUUGUAAAGUGUAUUUUUUGUUGCUCUUAUCUAUCAUUUUCUCGAGAAUAAUUCAUUUCACAACAAAAUACUGUCUUCUUCUCGCUCCAAAUUCCACAAAAUUCGAGCUCAAUUCCAAGAAAACAUUGAACUUCAAAGGACUGCGAGAUAUACUAUACGAGGUGAAGCAAUUUAUAGUAUAUUACUUGCAAUUCUCUUGGUUGACCAUCCUAUUUUUAUUUGACAAAAAGCUACCAAGAGAGUGUCAGAAGGACUUCCUUGUUGAUGAUAAGCCACUCGAUUGGUAUUCGAGGUUGAAGCUAUAUGUGAGAGAAUAUCUUAUUAUAAAGAAGGUUUUUUUCUCUUUUUUGUAUUCAAAAAUUCAACAUAACUUCUAA